Salvelinus namaycush (lake trout) is the source of this 677-nucleotide messenger RNA. RefSeq names its product transcription termination factor 1. Lineage: Eukaryota; Metazoa; Chordata; Actinopteri; Salmoniformes; Salmonidae. The record is from RefSeq and is a predicted model, not a curated record. Bases 48 to 383 code for a protein of 111 amino acids. The transcript has 3 exons.
UUGGGAAUAUUGAUAUAUUGUCAAUUUGACCUUUCAGGUUGAACACAAUGCAGGUGGAAGAUGCUGCAGAUGUUGACUGGGAAGAAAUUGCUGACACAAUUGGGUGUGUUAUACCUUGCUACGUACAGAUGCACUACCACUGGCUAAAAGUAGGCAAAGUUCCUUUGUGGCAGAGCAUGUCUUUCUGUGAGAUCAUUGAUUUCCUGUACAGUAGUGUUCUGCCCCAGUUUGAAGAGCUCCUCCGACACAGUCAGAUUGAGUCAGGGGAGACUGAGUCCAGAGAUCUCCACCAGGUUCAGAUUGAGUCAGGGGAGACUGAGUCCAGAGACGAUCGACGAGAGCACUUCUUGCUUUCAGAGAUCUUUGAAAAUGAGGACGACUGAGAUUAUUACAGCGAGGUUCAGAACAGUUGAUAACCAAUACACAGUUCUCAGAGGCUCAAUGACCCAGGGUUUUUUUCUGGGUCAAAAAGGGGCUUAUGUUGGGGGUAGCAGUCGACAUGGGUGAGUUAUAGAGGCCUCCAUCUUGGCAGUGUAGAGAUUCUAUUUUUUUUAGGCCAAUUUCAGUUGCAACACUAACGAGUUCCAAACUGCCUCUGGAAGCAACGUCAGCACAAGAACUGUUCGUCGGGAGAUUCAUGAAAUGGGUUUCCAUGGCCGAGCAGCCGCACACAAGCC